This is a messenger RNA of Ostrea edulis (European flat oyster), 619 nucleotides long. Its product is annotated as complement C1q-like protein 4. The record is from RefSeq and is a predicted model, not a curated record. Lineage: Eukaryota; Metazoa; Mollusca; Bivalvia; Ostreida; Ostreidae. Gene Ontology annotation, molecular function: protein binding. The transcript is spliced from 2 exons. The coding region runs from base 16 to 564 and encodes 182 amino acids.
UUUUGAAUACUUCAGAUGUCAUUGGAAAUGAAAAGCUUGGCUAUAACCGUGUGCAUUAUAACGCUCCAUAUGGUAUCUGGACACAGACCAUUUCUAGAGUAUCUGAGAUCACAGGCGAAGAAUAUGGAAAAGGGUCUCGAUUCCAUCAUCAAAGGAACAGGAUACGACCACGGCAACAUUGCAUUCUCAGCCCGACAGUCUUCAGCCAGAGCAUACAGACUACACGAGACGUGGAUCUUUGACACAGUUCUUCUAAAUGACGGUAACGCCUACAACAAGGCUACGGGAACCUUUACAGCACCUGUUGGCGGAACCUAUGUUUUUACUUGGGCUACACUAACGGAUCCGUCGAAAACGGCGCAUCCUUUUCUGAGGGUGAACGGUCAUUACAAAGGAUAUACAGCUUUCAACAAUAGUAUUACUUCACAAAAGUUUUGGAGCAGUGGCUCGAACACAAUUCCUGUUCAUCUGAAAAAAGGUGACAAGGUCAACAUUGCUUCUGGAUACCUAAAAGCCUAUGCAAGAGAAAAUUGGACCUCGUUCUCUGGUUGGAAAAUUUACUAACUGUACAUUUUGAAAUGUUUUUUCCCAAAUAUGCUAAAAUAAAGACGUUUAUUUA